Messenger RNA from Megalopta genalis, 1771 nucleotides. RefSeq lists its product as uncharacterized. Lineage: Eukaryota; Metazoa; Arthropoda; Insecta; Hymenoptera; Halictidae. The record is from RefSeq and is a predicted model, not a curated record.
AAAAAAAUUAUUAAUGACAAAUCGACCGCAGAGUAUCUCGUUAAACAUUAAUCACCAAACCCUCGUGCAUUAAUCAAUUUCUCGAACGACCGGCCCCGACGAAAUUGGCGCAGAGCUCGAUAAACAAAAGCGUUGGCAAUGAUCGACGGCACGAGCUCGCGACUUUCAAGCCGGUGAGGCACGCCUGCUCAUUUCCUGCGGGAGGUAUCACUGUCGGUAUUAUGUGAGCGACGACGAGAGAAGAGGAUAAUUUCUCCUGACCCAGGUCGCCGGAACACCUGUUGAUCCCAGGCUCUCGUCCCCGAGAUCGACUCUGCCCUGGGCCGGCCGGGCGGCGAAACACGUCUCGAAGAGAGCGAUCCACGCGGAAAAGUCCCGGACCCACGAUGUCGUGCGUGCGUCAUCAAUCGUCGAAUCCUCCGAGGGAAAGGUGCUACUACAGCGGGCAGCACAAUCGUUACGCGAAGGUCCCUUAUUCGCCGACGAUUGCGUCGCAGGACGCCUACCGAACCGGAUACUGCGCCGGCUGGAGAUCGCUGGAUUCCCAAAGCAGCAGCUUCGAGAUGCAGUCGUCAGGAAGGGAAUACUGCUCGGCCAGAGGAGACCAGCCGUUCACGGACACCAGGAUGGUAACUGGAAGAGCGUCGUCCUGCAGGCAGGAGUCGGUCAGAAGCGUGGACCCGAACGUCCUUGAGAAAAUGCAGACGGCGUUAAAGAUGCUGGAGGACAGUAACGUGGCAAUGCAAACAAGGAAUCAGAGCCUCGUCGAGGAGAACAAAGCGCUUUUGGCCAAGUUGGACGAAGAACGGAACGAGGUACUGAGGCUCGAGAAGAAGAUGAUGGUCCUGCGGAUGGAGCUCGAUCGCGAGAAGCUGAGACUGCUGGAGACAAAGGAGGCCGCGGAACAAUGCAAGCACGCGCCGGCCGUCGAAGCGAACGGAACGUCCACGACGAACAUUAUCACGAAGCUCGACAGGGGCGUGCAGAUUUGGGCGGUGUGCUCCGGGUGCCAGAGGAAGCUGGAGAGCUGCGAGAAACUACCUCCCACUGUCACCAUUACCAAAUCGGAGCUGGAGGAGCUUGAGAAGGACAUGAAAGCCCUCCGGGACACUAUAAUCGCCAGGGAGGAGGCGUGGGACAAGGCGAUGGAGCGCGAGCAAAAUUACAGGCAGCAGUUGACUCGAUUUACUACGGAGACAAUCACGGCUCGUCACAUGGCGGACACGCGUUACGAGGAGCUGCAAGCUGCCAACAAAGCUCUGUCGGAGAAGGAAUCGGAAUUGAAGUCGCUGCAAAAAGAGAACCUCUACUUAAACAAGCUAACAACGAAGCUGUAUAACUGUCAGCAAAGUUACAAGGACGAGCACCAAAGGAAUAGCUUCCUUUUGGACGAGAAGGAUCAACGGUACAUUGAGGAUAUUCUGCGACGAUCGUCAAGCGGAAAGAACAAGCAGAAGCAGAAGCCGCGGACUACUGAGAAGAAUUAUGGCAAUCAGGCCAGCCCUCGCGAUCGAAGCGCAAGAACGAAAGAUCAAGGGGGCCCUCUGAAACAACCGAAACGUUAAAGACGUUCGCUGCGAUGCGUUGGAUCCCCUGAAUCCUGUUUCAAUUAAUUGACGAUUUCAUGAAAUCCCGUUCUGCUCCUUAGAUCAUGUUUGUACAAUGCAUUUAACGAACCUUACUUUUUACUCAUCUGUACACCCGUUUGAUAUUGUUGAAUUUAAAUUGUAACGAGUGGGUGGAAUAUUAAAGUGGAAUUACGUUAAACGAA